Messenger RNA from Sitophilus oryzae (rice weevil), 911 nucleotides. It is a transcript of the gene c12.1, whose product is annotated as protein CWC15 homolog. The record is from RefSeq and is a predicted model, not a curated record. Gene Ontology annotation, biological process: mRNA cis splicing, via spliceosome. The transcript is spliced from 4 exons. The coding region runs from base 180 to 836 and encodes 218 amino acids. NCBI's taxonomy places the organism in Eukaryota, Metazoa, Arthropoda, Insecta, Coleoptera, Curculionidae. Gene Ontology annotation, cellular component: catalytic step 2 spliceosome. Gene Ontology annotation, molecular function: RNA binding.
UCAGCUGUCGAACAAUAAAUGUCAGUGAAACGUCAAUGUCAGAAAAGCUUUAUUAUUUGUGAACUUUGCAAGUUGUUUUAAUAUUUAUAUUAAUUUUUGUAUUAUAAUAAUAUAGGACAUACUAGAAUAUAGUUUUUUGUGUUAUAUAAAGAAGCAGACUAAUUUCAAGUUAAUAAAAAAUGACAACAGCUGCCCGACCAACUUUUGAACCCGCUCGAGGUGGUUCUGGAAGGAAUGAGAAAGAUCUUAGUGCUAUUUCUAGACAGUACUCAAGUAGAGAUUUACCAGGCCAUACUAAAUUGAAAUAUCGCGAACAUGGGCAAGGAACUCAAGAUGAAGCUCGUUCCAGGGAUUUCCGUCGUGAACUUGAAGAGAGGGAAAAAGAGAAGCGUUUGGGAGGUUCUAGAACAGAUCAUAGCAGCAGUAAAAGAUUGAAACUCGAUCAGGUACCUGCAGCUAGUUUAGACGCUGAUGAUCCAGUUGAUCAUGAUGAGGAUUCUGACUCUAGCGAUGAUGAAGAUGAUACCGAAGCACUUUUGGCAGAAUUAAAUAAAAUUAAAAAAGAGAGAGCGUUAGAACAAACCAAAAAGGAAAUCGAAAGGCGACAAGAGGAGGAGAGAAUAAGAAUGGAGAACAUCUUAAGUGGAAAUCCCCUUUUAACACAUUAUUCUGCCGGUUCUGGAAAAAUGGACCACAAAGUUAAAAGGAGAUGGGAUGAUGAUGUAGUAUUUAAAAAUUGUGCAAAAUCUGAACCUGAAAAAAAAGCUACUGUGUUUAUAAAUGAUUCACUUCGGUCAGAGUUUCAUAAAAAGUUUAUGGAGAAAUAUGUAAAAUAAUGAUUUUUUAUUGUUAAGGAAUGUUUAAUAGGUAAAUUGAUAUUUGUAAAAAAUAAACAUCAAUUUUGAUAUUUA